Messenger RNA from Haliotis rufescens (red abalone), 2670 nucleotides. RefSeq names its product collagen alpha-1(XII) chain-like. Lineage: Eukaryota; Metazoa; Mollusca; Gastropoda; Lepetellida; Haliotidae. The coding region runs from base 46 to 2670 and encodes 874 amino acids. The transcript has 13 exons. The record is from RefSeq and is a predicted model, not a curated record.
UCGCCAUUCAUCAUCUUCGGCUUCACCUUUGAAAAACACUACACUAUGUUUUUGGGGUCGUUCACACUUGUUAUAAUGGCAUUCAUCGCCAUUGUCCAUAGUAAACCCGCUCAUCAUAAAAGACAUGAGAAGGCUGGCCUAUCUCAAUUAUUUCUUGGUCCAGGUUGUGGAGGGAAGCCCGCUGAGUUCUUCUUUCUCCUGGACACCUCAUCCAGCAUCUGGGAACCCGAUUUCAAAACUCAACUGAAGUUCGUCACUGACGUCGUCGAUAUGUUCGACAUUGGCCCCAACAACACACGGGUCGGUGUUGCCACCUUCUCCAGCUACUACUACCCACAGUUCGGCCUGGAUAGAUAUGAGGACAAAGAACAGCUCAAACAGGCCAUUCUCAGGAUACCCUACAUGGGCGGAAACACUCUCACCGGAACAGCCAUCAGAUACAUGCGCGAGAGGGCCUUUGCCCCACAGAUCGUUCGUGAAGGCAUAGACAAGAUUGCCAUAGUUUUGACUGACGGAAAAUCACGGAAUCCACCCCAGACUGAGUCAGAGGCCAUGAAGACCAAGAUGGAAGGCAUCAACAUCUUUGCUGUCGGUAUCGGCGACAGGUUUGACUACAAGGAGUUGACCCUCAUCGGCAGCGAACCCUCAGAGAGUUUCGUGUUUGAAGUGGCCAGCUAUGGUGCUCUGGAAAGCAUCAUGGGCAAGUUAGCACUGGGUGCUUGUGAAGCUCACACAGCAGAGGCUAUCAUGCAGGGUGACCAAUCAGCAUGUCACAGCGACAGUUUAGCCGAUGUGAUGUUCGUGUUCGACUCUGCUGCCAUGGGCUCUACCAAGACGGGACAAAUACAGGAGUUUAUCGGCACCGUCGUGGACGAGUUUAACUUUGCCGAUGACGUCAUGAGAGCCGGCGUUGUUUCCAGGAACUGCCACGAUGGGGAUAUAGAACUUGGAGAGCACUCUGACAAAGACGAGUUUGCCAAAGAUCUUCGAAACCGGGACUUUCCGGAGCUAAGUCAAGUCGUACGAAAGAUGCACCGUCACAGCUUUACCUUGGAACAAGGUGCACGUGAAAUGGCGAGGCGGAUGGCGGUUGUGUUUGUGGAUGAUAAGCUGGAGAUUCCGAAGAGAGUGUUCCAUGAGAUUGAGAAGGCAAAGGAAGACAACGUCGAGAUCUUCGUGGUAGCCAUUGGCGAGGACGUUGACAUGACGGAGGUGGAGGUCAUGGCGACAUCUGCAGGUCACGUGUUCCAGAUUGCCGACUAUGACGCCCUGCGCGAGACUAAUCUGCAACUUAUCGACGUUCUGUGUGCAGAAACUCAUCAUGGCAUACCAGUCGGACUACAUGUUAGAUUAGCUCAACUGCAUCAUUUAUACAUAGUAAUAUCUACAGCUAUGCUACCUGAGUAUUUCAUCAUUGCCUGCUUGGCAUUCGUUGGCCUCGUCUCCAGUAAGCCUGCUCACACUGGAACUUUCCUUACUGAGAGCGACCAAUUUCAACAGCACUUCGGACCAGGUUGUGGAGGGAAGCCCGCUGAGUUCUUCUUUCUCCUGGACACCUCAUCCAGCAUCUGGGAACCCGAUUUCAAAACUCAACUGAAGUUCGUCACUGACGUCGUCGAUAUGUUCGACAUUGGCCCCAACAACACACGGGUCGGUGUUGCCACCUUCUCCAGCUACUACUACCCACAGUUCGGCCUGGAUAGAUAUGAGGACAAAGAACAGCUCAAACAGGCCAUUCUCAGGAUACCCUACAUGGGCGGAAACACUCUCACCGGAACAGCCAUCAGAUACAUGCGCGAGAGGGCCUUUGCCCCACAGAUCGUUCGUGAAGGCAUAGACAAGAUUGCCAUAGUUUUGACUGACGGAAAAUCACGGAAUCCACCCCAGACCGAGUCAGAGGCCAUGAAGACCAAGAUGGAAGGCAUCAACAUCUUUGCUGUCGGUAUCGGCGACAGGUUUGACUACAAGGAGUUGACCCUCAUCGGCAGCGAACCCUCAGAGAGUUUCGUGUUUGAAGUGGCCAGCUAUGGUGCUCUGGAAAGCAUCAUGGGCAAGUUAGCAUUGGGUGCUUGUGAAGCUAACACGGCAGGCGCUAUCAUGCAAGGGGAUCAGCCAGCAUGUCACAGCGACAGUUUAGCCGAUGUGAUGUUCGUGUUCGACUCUGCUGCCAUGGGCUCCACCAAGACGGGACAAAUACAGGAGUUUAUCGGCACCGUCGUGGACGAGUUUAACUUUGCCGAUGACGUCAUGAGAGCCGGCGUUGUUUCCAGGAACUGCCACGAUGGGGAUAUAGAGCUUGGAGAGCACGCUGACAAAAAUGAGUUUGCCAAAGAUCUUCGAAACCGGGACUUUCCGGAGCUAAGUCAAGUCGUACGAAAGAUGCACCGUCACAGCUUUACCUUGGAACAAGGUGCACGUGAAAUGGCGAGGCGGAUGGCGGUUGUGUUUGUGGAUGAUAAGCUGGAGAUUCCGAAGAGAGUGUUCCAUGAGAUUGAGGAAUCCCAGAAGGAAAACAUCGAGAUCUUCGUGGUGGCCAUUGGCGAGGACGUUGACAUGACGGAGGUGGAGGUCAUGGCGACAUCUGCAAGUCACGUGUUCCAGAUUGCCGACUAUGACGCCCUGCGCGAGACUAAUCUGCAACUUAUCGACGUUCUGUGUGCAGAUCUCUGA